AUGGAAUCACUCCCAAUCCUCCAAGAGAAGUCUAUGGCGACUGUAACUGAGUAUUCGAUUCCAAGUUCGCCCGAUGGUGCUGUUACACCUUACGAUGGUAAAACUCAUGUUUUCAACAUUGAUAUGCCCGCCUACUCAGACAAAGUCAUGUUGACAUUCAACAAUGCGGUCAAGCAAACCACAGGGUUUGAAAGCGGUGCAACAAAGUUAAAGAAUAUGCUCAGGGACUCCAAUGAGUUGAUCGUUUGCCCUGGUGUUUAUGAUGGUAUCUCGGCACGAGUUGCCCUGCAAGUCGGCUUCCCAGCCCUUUACAUGACAGGAGCAGGUACCACUGCCUCCCGCUUGGGCAUGGCAGAUCUUGGCAUAGCCCAACUGGCUGAUAUGAAGGAACAUGCCGAGAUGAUUGCAAACCUUGAUCCUUAUGGCCCACCUUUGAUUGCCGACAUGGACACAGGUUACGGUGGCCCUCUCAUCAUUGACAAAGCCGUUAAAUCGUAUAUCAGAGCCGGUGUUGCUGGAUUCCACAUUGAGGACCAAAUCCAAAACAAGCGUUGUGGACAUCUCCAAGGCAAAAAGGUUGUUCCAGCAGAAGAGUUCUACAUGAGAAUUCGUGCAGCCAAAGCCGCCAAAGAGGCCAUGAACUCAGAUAUUGUGUUGAUCGCACGCACAGAUGCACUACAACAACUUGGCUACGACGAGUGCGUCAAGAGAUUGAAGGUCGCUCGGGAUAUGGGUGCUGAUGUUGGUUUACUCGAGGGUUACACUUCGAAGGAGAUGGCUGCAAAGACUGUAAAAGAGUUUGCCCCAUGGCCAAUACUCUUGAACAUGGUUGAGAACGGCAGCACCCCAAUCAUCACCACCAAGGAAGCACAAGAGAUGGGAUUCCGUAUCAUGAUCUUCUCUUUUGCUGCUCUCGCUCCAGCAUAUCUGGCAAUCCAAGAGACUUUCUUGCGAUUGAAGAGGGACGGUGUUGUAGGAACUCCAAAGAACCUGACGCCCAAGGCUUUGUUCGAUGUUUGUGGUCUGAAAGAUAGUAUUGUGGUUGAUACUGCGGCUGGUGGUGGGGCUUUCGCGGAUGGUGUUUGA
Molecule: messenger RNA, 1086 nt
Organism: Botrytis porri
Lineage: Eukaryota; Fungi; Ascomycota; Leotiomycetes; Helotiales; Sclerotiniaceae
Exons: 4
Coding region: 1-1086 (361 amino acids)
Molecular function (GO): catalytic activity
Source: RefSeq, a predicted model, not a curated record